AAAUAAAAGCGAUGGCGAUUGGACUGCCGCGUUUGGCGCUCGGUCCGGUCGCGUCCGACACCCGGUGGGACACAGAAGGCAGUGGAGCCCCGGCGGCGGCGGCGCGCGGGGGCGACGCGCGGGAACAGCGCGAGCCGGCGCGCGGGACGAAGAAUAAUCAUGGGCCAGACUGGGAAGAGAUCUGAGAAGGGACCAGUUUGUUGGCGGAAGCGUGUAAAAUCAGAGUACAUGCGACUGAGACAGCUCAAGAGGUUCAGACGAGCUGAUGAAGUAAAGAGUAUGUUUAGUUCCAAUCGUCAGAAAAUUUUGGAAAGAACGGAAAUCUUAAACCAAGAAUGGAAACAGCGAAGGAUACAGCCUGUGCACAUCCUGACUUCUGUGAGCUCAUUGCGCGGGACUAGGGAGGCCAUUCACCUGCUCUUCCCUCUACGAUUUUCCAUAACACAGUUUUUACUUGGAACCAGCCUUCUGCCAAGAGUCUCAGUUUGGUUGUGUACUCCUACAACUACUAUUUUUGGCUUGACUUCCCUCUCCAGCUCCCAGUGGUCCAGCCACACAGUCGCCUAUUGUACCAGCUGGUUGAUUGUUCGGUGACCAGUGACUUGGAUUUUCCAACACAAGUCAUCCCAUUAAAGACUCUGAAUGCAGUUGCUUCAGUACCCAUAAUGUAUUCUUGGUCUCCCCUACAGCAGAAUUUUAUGGUGGAAGAUGAAACUGUUUUACAUAACAUUCCUUAUAUGGGAGAUGAAGUUUUAGACCAGGAUGGUACUUUCAUUGAAGAACUAAUAAAAAAUUAUGAUGGAAAAGUACAUGGGGAUAGAGAAUGUGGGUUUAUAAAUGAUGAAAUUUUUGUGGAGUUGGUGAAUGCCCUUGGUCAAUAUAAUGAUGAUGACGAUGAUGAUGAUGGAGACGAUCCUGAAGAAAGAGAAGAAAAACAGAAAGAUCUGGAGGAUCACCGAGACGAUAAAGAAAGCCGCCCACCUCGGAAAUUUCCUUCUGAUAAAAUUUUUGAAGCCAUUUCCUCAAUGUUUCCAGAUAAAGGCACAGCAGAAGAACUAAAGGAAAAAUAUAAAGAACUCACCGAACAGCAGCUCCCAGGCGCACUUCCUCCUGAAUGUACCCCCAACAUAGAUGGACCAAACGCUAAAUCUGUUCAGAGAGAGCAAAGCUUACACUCCUUUCAUACGCUUUUCUGUAGGCGAUGUUUUAAAUAUGACUGCUUCCUACAUCCUUUUCAUGCGACACCCAACACUUACAAGCGGAAGAACACAGAAGCAGCUCUAGACAACAAGCCUUGUGGACCACAGUGUUACCAGCAUUUGGAGGGAGCAAAGGAGUUCGCCGCUGCUCUCACUGCUGAGCGGAUAAAGACCCCACCAAAACGCCCAGGAGGCCGCAGAAGAGGACGGCUUCCCAAUAACAGUAGCAGGCCCAGCACCCCCACCAUUAAUGUGCUGGAAUCAAAGGAUACAGACAGUGAUAGGGAAGCAGGGACUGAAACGGGGGGAGAGAACAAUGAUAAAGAAGAAGAAGAGAAGAAAGACGAAACUUCGAGCUCCUCUGAAGCAAAUUCUCGGUGUCAAACACCAAUAAAGAUGAAGCCAAAUAUUGAACCUCCUGAGAAUGUGGAGUGGAGUGGUGCUGAAGCCUCAAUGUUUAGAGUCCUCAUUGGCACUUACUAUGACAAUUUCUGUGCCAUUGCUAGGUUAAUUGGGACCAAAACAUGUAGACAGGUGUAUGAGUUUAGAGUCAAAGAAUCUAGCAUCAUAGCUCCAGCUCCCGCUGAGGAUGUGGACACUCCUCCAAGGAAAAAGAAGAGGAAACACCGGUUGUGGGCUGCACACUGCAGAAAGAUACAGCUGAAAAAGGACGGCUCCUCUAACCAUGUUUACAACUAUCAACCCUGUGAUCAUCCACGGCAGCCUUGUGACAGUUCGUGCCCUUGUGUGAUAGCACAAAAUUUUUGUGAAAAGUUUUGUCAAUGUAGUUCAGAGUGUCAAAACCGCUUUCCGGGAUGCCGCUGCAAAGCACAGUGCAACACCAAGCAGUGCCCAUGCUACCUGGCCGUCCGAGAGUGUGACCCUGACCUCUGUCUUACUUGUGGAGCCGCUGACCAUUGGGACAGUAAAAAUGUGUCCUGCAAGAACUGCAGUAUUCAGCGGGGCUCCAAAAAGCAUCUAUUGCUGGCACCAUCUGAUGUGGCAGGCUGGGGGAUUUUUAUCAAAGAUCCUGUGCAGAAAAAUGAAUUCAUCUCAGAAUACUGUGGAGAGAUUAUUUCUCAAGAUGAAGCUGACAGAAGAGGGAAAGUAUAUGAUAAAUACAUGUGCAGCUUUCUGUUCAACUUGAACAAUGAUUUUGUGGUGGAUGCAACCCGCAAGGGUAACAAAAUUCGUUUUGCAAAUCAUUCGGUAAAUCCAAACUGCUAUGCAAAAGUUAUGAUGGUUAACGGCGAUCACAGGAUAGGUAUUUUUGCCAAGAGAGCUAUCCAGACUGGUGAAGAGCUGUUUUUUGAUUACAGAUACAGCCAGGCUGAUGCCCUGAAGUAUGUCGGCAUCGAAAGAGAAAUGGAAAUCCCUUGACAUCUGCUACCUCCUCCCCCUCCUCUCUGAAACAGCUGCCUUAGCUUCAGGAACCUCGAGUACUGUGGGCAAUUUAGAAAAAGAAAAUGCAGUUUGAAAUUCUGAAUUUGCAAAGUACUGUAAGAAUAAUUUAUAGUAAUGAGUUUAAAAAUCAACUUUUUAUUGCCUUCUCACCAGCUGCAAAGUGUUUUGUACCAGUGAAUUUUUGCAAUAAUGCAGUAUGGUACAUUUUUCAACUUUGAAUAAAGAAUACUUGAACUUGUC
This is a messenger RNA of Rhinopithecus roxellana (golden snub-nosed monkey), 2843 nucleotides long. It is a transcript of the gene EZH2, whose product is annotated as enhancer of zeste 2 polycomb repressive complex 2 subunit. Gene Ontology annotation, biological process: chromatin remodeling. NCBI's taxonomy places the organism in Eukaryota, Metazoa, Chordata, Mammalia, Primates, Cercopithecidae. Gene Ontology annotation, molecular function: histone H3K27 methyltransferase activity; protein binding. The record is from RefSeq and is a predicted model, not a curated record. The transcript has 21 exons. Bases 666 to 2579 code for a protein of 637 amino acids.